Engraulis encrasicolus (European anchovy) is the source of this 2968-nucleotide messenger RNA. It is a transcript of the gene slc5a11, whose product is annotated as solute carrier family 5 member 11. Gene Ontology annotation, cellular component: plasma membrane. The record is from RefSeq and is a predicted model, not a curated record. Gene Ontology annotation, biological process: transmembrane transport. The transcript is spliced from 15 exons. NCBI's taxonomy places the organism in Eukaryota, Metazoa, Chordata, Actinopteri, Clupeiformes, Engraulidae. Bases 88 to 2118 code for a protein of 676 amino acids. Gene Ontology annotation, molecular function: D-glucose:sodium symporter activity.
GAGGGUGUCUCUCCUCCCUUAAUUCUAGUGCAGAAGGUGAUCCCAGCUACUAUAAAACCCAUUGGUUGGCGUUGGACAUCUGUCAACAUGGAGUCCACGCAGAGCCCCAUCACCACCCCGUCUGGUGGGACUGCUCCAAAGUCACUGGCCACCGCUGACAUAGUGGUGCUCGUCCUUUACUUUGUGGUGGUGCUGGCCGUAGGGUUGUGGUCCAUGUGGAGAACUAAGCGAGGCACUGUGAGUGGCUAUUUCCUCGCAGGCAAAAACAUGACGUGGUGGCCGGUGGGAGCCUCUCUGUUUGCCAGCAACGUGGGCAGUGGGCACUUCAUAGGCCUGGCAGGCUCAGGGGCCGCUGCUGGCAUCGGAGCCGUGGCCUAUGAGUGGAAUGGCCUUCUGAUGGUACUGUUGCUGGGCUGGCUCUAUCUGCCUAUCUACGUAGCCUCAGGGGUUACCACCAUGCCCGAGUACCUCCAGAGAAGGUUUGGAGGCAAGAGAAUACAGUUAUUCAUUGCUGUUUUGUACUUAUUUAUUUACAUCUUCACAAAGAUAUCGGUGGACAUGUAUGCGGGGGCGGUGUUCAUCCAGCUGGCCCUGCAGUGGAACAUCUACGUGGCCGUGGUGGUGCUCCUGAGCAUCACAGCUCUAUACACCGUGGCAGGUGGCCUGGCUGCUGUGAUCUACACCGAUGCAGUGCAGACUCUCAUCAUGCUGGGUGGUGCCUUGACACUCAUGGGAUUCAGCUUCAAGGAGGUGGGAGGCUUUCAGGCUCUCCUAGAUGGCUACCACUCUGCCAUCCCCUCGGUGACGGUGCCCAACAGCACGUGUGGCAUCCCGCGCGAGGACGCCUUCCACCUGUUCCGCCACCCCGUCACCUCUGACCUGCCCUGGCCUGGGGUCAUUGUGGGCAUGACCAUCCCAUCCAUGUGGUACUGGUGCACCGACCAGGUUAUAGUGCAACGGUCUCUGGCAGCUAAGAACCUGGUCCAUGCUAAAGGAGGCUCCCUGCUUGCUGCCUACCUGAAGGUCCUGCCUUUCUUCAUGAUGGUGCUACCAGGCAUGAUCAGCAGAAUACUCUUCACUGAUGAGGUCGCAUGUGCUACUCCAGAGCUGUGUAAAGAGGUGUGUGGAAACCCAGUGGGCUGCUCAGACAUUGCCUAUGCCAAGCUUGUGAUGGAGCUGCUCCCCAAUGGUCUGAGGGGGCUAAUGAUGGCGGUGAUGCUGGCCGCUCUCAUGUCCUCCCUGACCUCCAUCUUCAACAGCUCCAGCACCAUCUUCACCAUGGACCUGUGGAGGCACCUCCGCAAGCAGGCCUCCGAGUGGGAACUCAUGAUCGUGGGCAGAGUGUUUGUGCUGGUGCUGGUGGUGGUGUCGGUGCUGUGGAUCCCCCUGGUGCAGGCCAGUCAGGGCGGCCAGCUGUUCAUCUACAUCCAGGCCAUCAGCACCUACCUCCAGCCACCCGUCUCCAUAGUCUUCAUCGCAGGCUGCUUCUGGAAGAGAACCAAUGAGAAGGGUGCAUUUUGGGGUUUGCUAAUAGGCCUGAUCAUCGGCUGUGUGCGGAUGGUUCUGGACUUUGUCUACCCCACUCCCCUGUGUUACGAGGAGGACACCCGUCCAGCGGUGGUCAAAUACGUCCACUACCUGUACUUCUCCAUGAUGCUGUCGGCCAUCACAACCAUCAUCGUGGUGUGUGUGAGCCUGGCCACGGAGAAGCCACUGCCGGAGCAGAUCAGCGGCCUGACAUGGUUCAGCCGGUUUGAUGGCAUGAAGAAGAGUGUGGAGCCAACUCAAACAGACACGGAGGCCCCACCGCUCCCAGCAGAGGUGAAGGAGAGUCCAGAGAAACAUGGCACUAAUGGAGCAAUGCAUGAGCAGAGAAGAGGCUCUGCAUCCACUCAGUCCAGCGAGCCUGGCGGUGGUGGUGGCUCUCGUCUGAAGAGGACAUGCCUGUGGCUGUGUGGCCUGGACAAGCCCCAGGGGGGCUCGUCCGCACCCCCUCCUCCCCCACCUGCCCCCACCAUCGCCUCCCUGGAGGAGGACAGCUGCACCAGGGCCAUGGUGGACGCCAACCUCAUCAUCUGCCUGUCUGUGGCCGUCUUCCUCAUCGCCUACUGGGCAUGAGGUCUGGGACAGUCUCAUGAAGGACAAUGCCACACCCAUACAGAAUAGCGACUGACAAUGCCACAUCCAUACAGAAUAGCGACUGUUCUAUUCUGAAGACUGUUCUUUUCGGAAGUCGAUCCCUUACUUUGAGGUGUUUUUCCUGGCGGAUGGGGGGUAUUCCAACUACAUGGUUGUUAAGAGAUGAAGUGUUGAAGUAAAGAAAGAGGUAAACAUGCUAAUAGGAAGCCUGCCCACAUCAUCUAUUUAAGAAAAUCAGGGAUCCAGGCUCUCAGGCUCUUUUAUUGGCUGAUGUACUACUGAACCACCUACUUGGAAUUACGCCUCAGGGUUAGUGGUGAAACUGCCGACAUGAGAUAGAAGAGGAAUUUUAUUUUAUUUAUGAGUUGUAAAUGAGUAAUGUGAUAACGUUAUGAUUCUCCUUGAGGGAAGACGUGUUGAAUUGUGAGAGGUAGAUUGCCAGUGCAGUCUGGGAACAGCCUGAAGGUGGCGUAGCUGAACAAGUUUGUUCAUUAAUCAUCAUUUUUGUAAAUAAUGACUGUGAAUGUGUCUGUGAAGAAAGUGUGUGUUAAGUAUGAACUUUGUAAUGUCAUCAUGUGCCAAAAGUAGGAUUGAUGACAGCACACUUUAUUUAUUACUUGGCAAUCGUUAUAAAAUCAACACCCUUGUCAAAAGCAUGAUUAGCUUGCAGUUCACUGAUUUACCUCAAACUUGAAGUGUACAAAGAGAAACAAACUGUGAAAAGAUGGGGGCAUAGGAACCAUUUUCAGUGUCAAAUUGCCACAAUCUGUUCUUAUGGAUCUCAAUACUUUAUAAAUGGAUGAUAUAUUGUGUUACAUCUCCUAUUUCA